AUGGUUCACUUUAUAACGUUCAUUCUGCUGAUUACUAUUUUAAAUAUAAUUGAAAAGAUAAAUGGAUCAAAUGUACCGAGAUAUAUUAUGUCAGCUGAUUAUGAAAAAGGAAAUCAACACAUUUUUCUAGGAGAACAACAGGAAAAUGAUUAUUGGAGGGUAUGUUGAGAAGGAAUUUGUGCUCUGAAUGGGAAGAGGUGGUUUUGAAAACUUUGUGCUCUCAGAACAUGUUUACUUUUCGUAAAACCGAAGCCUGAAAUUCUGAAUCUUGAAUUGAAUUGUACAGAAGCUUCUCAAAACCUUCAUAUUUUGAAAAACCCUCUACUUAAUAAGUGUGCGGGGGUUGCAUUUAGACCACGCCCACUUCUUAAUUUUUCAGGGUAGACCAAAAGUAUCUGAACUAAUCACAAUAUGCACUGGAAAUCAAAAUGUUCCCCAUAAAUUUCCGAAAUUCAUCUGCGGAUUACUGUAUUUUUAUCGUGAUCCAGUUCAUUCACGCAAGAAUUUCUAUUGGGCAAAAUUGUUCAAAAAUGUGCCGGAAAGUGUGAAAUUUUUGAAGAAUGUUACUGUAUGUUUGUUUUUUCGAAUAUUAAAAAUAUCCAAAAUUUCGAUUAAUUUCAGAAUUAUCCAUGUCCUCCUCAUCAAUCAUCAAUCAUUGGUUUCACCGAAAAACGAAUUCACGUUGCAUGUUCAACAUAUUUAAAUGUCAAAGAAACAUCAAGAGCACCCAGAUUUCAUAUAAGUUAUGUUAUUGAUCAUGGUUUCCCAACAGUUCCAUAUUGUUCAGAAUUUGCUGAUGAAAAACCUUGCGAUUUUCGAUCAUAUUUCUAUAUUCGAUAUAUUAUUGCGCAGGAUCAAAUAUGUUGUUGUCCGACUGGAAAAAUAUGCCCAAUUUUGGUUUAUUCACAGGUUCGGUUUUGAAGUUUUUCUCCCAGAAACACCCCAUCAUUUUUUUUAUUCCAGCCUGAUGUUCGUCUUCCAUUACUCAUCCUUAAUUCGGAAAUUGACGCAGUUCAGAAAUCAUGA
Molecule: messenger RNA, 1026 nt
Organism: Caenorhabditis angaria
Lineage: Eukaryota; Metazoa; Nematoda; Chromadorea; Rhabditida; Rhabditidae
Source: the annotation of a GenBank genome assembly